UAAGCUGCAGUCACAUAAAAUUAACAACCGGUUUGAAAAUGCUUUUGUUUUGCUUACACGAAGUCUGUCUGUCAAUUUGAAUGACGUUGGAACUAUUUUUUGUUGCAAAUUUUAUUUUAAUUAAUUAUGGGCAUUGAAGAGCGUGUUAUUGCCAAAUUAAAUGCAGAGCUAGCAGGUAAAGUUGAGAGUUUACCAAGAAGCAAGGAAUUAGUCAAUAAAUAUGUGGAUCAGCUAAACAAUAUUGAAAAGAAGCUCAAUAUUGAUGAGGAAAGCGACGAAUCAGAAAACUUUCGAAUAGUCCUGACGGAAUCACAGAAUGCACUAGAUACAAUAGACGAGAAGCUUGAUAAAAUCAAGAAUUAUGAAGAGAAAAUUGAAAAACAUCUGAAAAAGUUCAGAAAAGUUGAGGAAGAGAUUCAUAGUCAUUUAGAGAAAAUAACAGAUUUAGAGCGUCUUGUUGAGUAUUUUCGGAUUGUACAAGAUAUACAGGAUAUAAGUCACGAGCUGUCAAAAUGUAUAAACUCAAAAGAUGAUCAAAAAACAGUUAAUUUAUUUUUAUCACUAUCUGGAUCGCCAGAAUCUUCAGACAGUGUAAUUGGACGUUUGCAGGAUGUUGAUGCACCAAACUUGAAGUUUUAUUCAAGACAAAUAGCAAUUCAUUGGCAUGAUGUAAUCAAGAAGAAAUUAUCAAGUGAAUUUGAAUCAAUUCUUAAAAGCAUUAAAUGGCCAAAUUUAGGUCACUUGGUAGAUUCAUUCAAUCCAACAAAGGAAGCUAUUUUUAAGCUUUCAACUCUUGCUGAAUAUUUAUUCCUUGUUCAAUUGCCUGGCUAUGAUAGAUUUAUGUACGUAAAAUUAUCUCCAUCAAUUGUAUGUCCUCCGAUUCCAGCACCCAUUGAACUUUUAAUCAAGCCAUUCCGAAUUCGUUUUGAGUAUCAUUUUAUGAGCAAUCGUCAAACUAAUCGUCCAGACAAGCCAGAAUAUUUCUUCACACAAAUUCUUAAUUGGGCUAAAGAUAAUCAUCAUUUCGUUGGGGAAAUUUUUCAAGCACCAGCAACACGAGCAUGUGCAACUGAUAAUGUGAGGCUUGAAUUUGUUCGUGGCUUAGUGCAGCUCACAAUUGAGAAAUUAAUUAAUGAUAUAGAGGAAAUAAGCUUAGAUGAACAGCUUUUUGCUCAUUUAAUUGAUGAAAUUUUAUCAUUUGAACAAGAUUUAAAGACGAUGCUUCUUUAUCCAAAUAAUAUUCCAAGUGCUGUCAAUGUCCUGACACAACCUGUAUUUUUUAUUAAAUGGCUAGCAUUAGAAGAGAAAUUUACAUCCGAAAAAAUGGACAUAAUAUUCUGUGACGAGAAUAAUCCAUGGUCUAUGCUUGAUACUUUUGGCCCAUCUCACAUCAUUUCACCAUUAACAGCUAUGCCGAUUACUGUUGAACAGGAACUAGAAUUAGAGGAACUGAAAAUACCAAAAUGUGCUGAUCAAUUCGUUCGAUUAUUAGAAGCUAUGAAGGAACGAUAUUGCAUUUUACCACAGCCAUGUCAUCAGCUACAAUUCUUAAAACUCCAAAUAGAUCUUAUUGAUAGCUUCCGAAGACGAUUAGUGCAACUUCAUAAUACUGGAUAUGUCAGCACACUCAAUGUAUUAAAUGCGAUAUUUUAUGUGACAGCGGUUCUUAGAGAAUGGGGAGAAAAUGUUCAUUACUUGCAUUUACAUGCUGCACUUUUAGGUCCGAAUGCUGAUGAAAUAUCUUCAGUUUUUGAUAAAAUUAUUAGUGAAUUGGAUCAUUGGGAGAAUAAGUUGAUUAAGCAGUUAUCAUCAAGAUUUGUGGACGAUAUAAAAUGCAAGACAAUGACAUAUCGACAUGAUUUAUGGGUUUCAAUGCCGAAACAGAAUCCAAGUGAACCAUUCAUCAUAUCACAAAGUGCUGGUGAAAUAUUUCAAGUCACAAUUGCUGUUUUACAUGAUUUGGAGUCUGCAUUAUCUACAAGAAUAUUUAGUUCAACAUUAAGACGAAUAGCAAAGAAACUUGAUGAUUACUUUAUCGACAGUAUGAUUAUGAACACGAAAUUCUCAGAAGGAGGUUCCAAUCAAUUUAAGUUUGACAUUACAAGGAAUUUGAUUCCAUUAUUUGGACAAUAUAGUAAACGGCCUGGGUAUUUAUUUAAAAAUUUAUCUGAUGCUUGUACUCUUCUAUCGCUUCCUUUUGGAACUGCUUUAUUGCUUCAUCAAACGUUAAAGGCUGGAAAUAAAACAACCAGCUCGGAAGAGCUUCAAAAGAUGAAAGAUGCCUUAAAGGAAGUCGGAAUUAUUUCUUUACCAAUCACGCUGGCUGUUGAUGUGCUGGAAAGGCGGACUGAUAUAUGCCUUUAAAUUUGAUACUUUGCCUAUUAAGUUGUGUCAAAAAUAAACGUUAAUUUUGGCAAAUUUAAAUAAUUUCUUUUAUUUACAAAGACUAUCAGCU
This is a messenger RNA of Chironomus riparius, 2455 nucleotides long. The record is from the annotation of a GenBank genome assembly. Lineage: Eukaryota; Metazoa; Arthropoda; Insecta; Diptera; Chironomidae.